Messenger RNA from Labrus mixtus (cuckoo wrasse), 4314 nucleotides. RefSeq names its product centrosomal protein 85, like (gene cep85l). Gene Ontology annotation, cellular component: centrosome. The record is from RefSeq and is a predicted model, not a curated record. The coding region runs from base 432 to 2552 and encodes 706 amino acids. NCBI's taxonomy places the organism in Eukaryota, Metazoa, Chordata, Actinopteri, Labriformes, Labridae. The transcript has 13 exons.
CCCUCAGAGGACGUCCAUCCCGGGACGAGCAGAGCACAAGCUCUAAAAACAGCAAACCGUUAUUUACACCUGAAAAAUAAAGCUGAGAGCGAAUAUUUUCAGGUAUGGUUUCAGAUCUCUUCUUUGAUUCCAGGAUUUAUCCGGUACCCGUGUUUUCUGGACUUUGGCCUUGUGUUUUCCUCCCCCGUCCUCCACUCGAGCUGCAUUCUUUUUCUUCUUAAAUAAUUCAUCAUCAGACACAAUGUGGAGCAGGAGCGACGGCGAGGACGGAUACGACUGUAACAAAACAGGUGAGAUUCACAGGCCUCAGCAGCUCUUCAGGAUGGGUCCUUGGCCCCCCCGGUCCUGGGAACAUUAUACUGGGGGGGCGCAGACACAGCACGGUGUCUGACAGCGGGGACACGGGGAUUGGUACUUACUGCUCUGACAGCAUGGAGGAUGACUCCAGCUCCAGCACCACUCCUUUGUCUUUCCAGAGACUGUCCCACACUCACUUAGGUCCAGAUCAAGAUGGCGUCCCCACCGUCCACGUCCUGCCGUCCCCCUCCCCCGUGUCCCCUGGAAGCUGGAGCAGGUCCGGUCAGCCGCUCACACCUGGUGCAGCGAGCUGCCCGGACAUGAAGGAGCAGAGACCUAUUCGAAAGUGGUCGUCUCUCACCAAACUGUCGUCGGGUGGAGAUAAGACGCGGACAUCAGGGGACUCACACAACCCCGACUCACGAGGCUCCUUGGACAGAGGUGUGCUCUACGGGUACAGAAAGGAACCCCGGGCUUCAAACCUGGACCUUUAUCUCCCUUUGUCUUUGUCCUCACUCGGCCGCACCUUGCUGCUGCGCUCGCCGGGCGCUGCUCCCGGAUACCGUUACCUCCACAGCAGCAGGUCACCCGCUCUGGAAACAGAGCGCUCCAUCUCUUCUGCUCUGUCCUCACCGGCUAAACACAGCAGUCUGGACAUGAGCUACAGCGCCUUACCUGAGGCCAAAGUGUCCCAGGGAGGAGGACAGGUGUUCAGCUUACCCACUCAGGGAGACCCCCUGCUGGGUCACCAGGGCGACAGAAGCUCCCCCAUCCAGCCCGCAGUGCGCACACAGAUGUGGCUGACCGAGCAGAUGGAGUACAGGCCCAAAGCAGGACAACCUGGAGCAGAGGGCAGGGCUGGAGACGGCCUGUUGCCAUGGCAGCAGGAACCAGGGCUGAACCAGAGCUCUCUGCCCGUCAACACUCUGCUGAAGCUGAAAGAGGGACUGAUGAGACAGAGAGAGCUGGAGAUCGACAGACAGAAGCAGCAGAUCCUGCAGAUCCACGCCCGGAUCAGAGAGAACGAGGUCAGAGUGCAGCAGGUCCUGCACAGCCAGAGAGGCUGGUUCGACCACACACACAUCCUCAGUCCUAAGGAACCCUUGUUGAGAGCGGCCUGUCAGCAGCCCUCUGAUAGGCUCCUCUGUGACGAGGAGCUCGGCAGGAAGCUGGCUGUCGCUGAACAUGAAGUUCUUCAUUUAAAUGAGUUCUUCAAACAAGUCACACAGAAAUACAACGAGGACAUCAGGAAGCUGGAGGAGAAGGUGAAGACGAGGGAUCGUUACAUCAGCAGCCUGAAGAAGAAGUGUCAGAGAGAGAACGAGCAGAACCAGGAGAAACAGCAGCGCAUAGAGACUCUGGAGAAAUACCUGUCUGACCUGCCUACGCUGGACAAGGUGCAGGGGCAGGCUACACAGCAGGAGCAGGUGCAGCAGAAGGCCAAACACCUGGAGAGGACAAUGAGUUGGUUGGAGAGCAGCCUGCAGGAGGGCUGUGCUCUGCUGGAGGAGAAAAACAUGAAGAUGGAGCAGCAGGCGAGGAGAGAGAAGGAGCUGAUAGCAUCUGUGCACAGUCUGCAGCAGAAGGUGCAGCAGUGUUUGGAUGACGGCGUCAGGUUACCUGUUCAGGACCUGAAGUGGCUCGAGGUGGAAAACUCUGAACUUCUGGAGCAGCAGGACCACACCAGCAGGCUGAUCAAACACCAGAGAGAACAGAUCGAGAGACUCACAUCCAAACUGACGGCCACCAGCAGCAGACUGCAGGAGAAAAGAGGCGUGUCUCUAUUACAGCAGACUGCUCCCCCUGGUGACGACAACAGCCUGAACCCCCCCGACAGAGCCCCCCCACAGAUAUCAGUACCCGGCGUGGAGGCUCCUGAAGUGGGCCGCCUGCUGAAGGAGAUGUCCCUGUGUCUGCUCGAUCUGCAGACGCUCUGCAGCAUCCUGAGCCAGAGAGCUCAGGGGAAGGAGCCCAAUCUGAGUCUGCUGCUGGGCAUGAAAUCUCUGAGUGUGUCUGCAGAGGAGAGCGACAGCAGACGGGAGGAGGAGGAGGAGCUCCGCUUCAAGCUGCUGGAGGUCAGCCAACUGAGGAGGGACAUCGACGAGCUGAGGAGGAGCAUCUCAGACCGCUACACCCAGUGUAUGGGGGACAGCUGUGUCUCCCAGAGAGUCACAGUGACUCCCAGUGACACCCAGUGUGUGGGGGACAGCUGUGUCUCCCAGAGAGUCACAGUGACUCCCAGUGACACCCAGUGACACCCAGUGACGCCCAGAGACUUCCAGUGACACCCAGUGACGCCCAGAGACUUCCAGUGACACCCAGUGACGCCCAAGGACUCCAAAUGACACCCAGAGACUUCCAGUGACACCAAGAGACUUCCAGUGACACCCAGAGACUUCCAGUGACACCCAGAGACUUCCAGUGACACCAAGAGACUUCCAGUGACACCCAGAGACUUUCAGUGUCACCCAGUGACACCAAGAGACUUCCAGUGACACCCAGAGACUUUCAGUGUCACCCAGUGACACCCAGAGACUUCCAGUGACGCCCAGAGACUUCCAGUGACACCCAGUGACGCCCAGAGACUUCUAGAGACUACUAGUGAAACCCAGUGACACCCAGAGACUCCCAGGACCCUCCUGCUGGUGUCUGACCCUGUGUCUGUUUAACCCUUUUAUCCUCAAUGAGGAAUGAUUUAAGCUUUAAGCAUCCAUCACCCUAUAGACAAUGGACUCCAGAGGUGCAGUGGACUCACUUGUGGGAUCAUCGUGAACCAGACACAAACUGAAUUUAACAGAAUCAAUAACUUAAAAAAGUGUCAUUGAUCAAUAUUGAUUCUGUGCAUUUAACCACCGGCUUUAAGUCGACCACAGGACUCUUUUUUAUUCAAUAAUUAUCUGGUUGACAUUUCUGCAGCCAAAGAAGUGAAGUAAAGAAAACAGCACGUGCACUUUUUGUGGAUAAGACUUGCUCUUCUGUGCAGGCAGCUUGCAGAAUAAAUGACUUCCCUAACUUUAAUUAUCUCUGCAUGUUUCAUCAUGUCUGCAACUUUAAAUGCUCUAAGUUACCAUGGGAACCAGGACAAAGGGACUGUGCGUUCAGAUUUCACAUACCACUGAGAGCUAUGACUUUUUUAUCACACUCUCUCUCUGCUCCGUUUAGUUUUUACAUUUAAAGAAAUAAAACCAAAGAAAUGUUUCAAACAUGUUGAAAUCUGACCUUUGAGGUUUUUAAUGACACUUUAAGUAGAUCGUUGGCAGACAAAGUCUUACAGAUGGAAUAUAGUCACAUUCUGUCAGUAAAGCUGUCCGAACACAUUAGUCACAUGCAGAGAGGUGACAGAGAGACGAGCUGCAGGCUAUGAGGAUGUUCUGCAGGAUGUGUGAGCAGGAGGAACUUGAGAACGUAAAGAUGGAGAAGUCAGAACGAAUGAGCAGGAAGUUUAAAGUGAAUAAGGAAGGACAUUUAAUAUUUAGUAUUUCAUUCAAAAUGUUUCAAAGUUACAGAUUCUCUGAUGAUGUACCUUUAUGAACGUGCAGCUUACCUGUUCAUUCUUUUACAUCCAGUACAAACAUUUUCACCUUCACUAUAUAUUUUUAAAUACAUGAUAUUUUUUAUGUUUGUCAUCUUAAAUAACUGUACGGUGGCCCUGAAGGUCAAUUGCAAAAAAAAAAACAUUUUACUCAAAGCUAAAAUAAUCAACACAAAAAUGUUUCACAGAAAGUUUUCAACUUCCAUUAUAUUUUUCUGGUUUUUUUUGUGUGGAAUACUUUUGUAGUUCAAAGUUUGAGGUUUUCAUUCAAUAUUUGAACAUUUAGUGGAACACUUUUGUGUCUUAAUCAUUUAGGGCUUUAGAAAAAUGUCUCUCCGUUUUUUAUGUUUCAUCUAAUAUUUCAACGUUAAGUGAAAUGUUUUUGCACCUUAAGGGCCACCGUAGAACUGUGCUUUAUAUGAAGUAAUGUAAAAAAAAGUGUUGUUCACAUGGUUAAUAAAAUAUUUGGUUUCUUACCAUCCUGA